AUGAGUACCACAAGGAAAUCUCAAGGAAAAAGGUAUGAGGAAGUUCCAGGAGAGGAUUACGAAGACUCCAUACCCGGUCCUUCCCAAUUUGACACAAGGUACGAGUUUGAUAUUGAAGAAGGGGAUGCUACAACGCUGACCUCAACUCAUCGCUCUAAGCGUUCAAGCGGUGCUAGGUCCCGAAAGCUAUGUGACUCGUUACUUUCCGGCUCGGGCAAAGCUCUAAGAUCAGUUGGUCGUAGUCUUGAUUGUUCUCAAAUGGGACCAAAGGGUUUCGUAUGUACUGCCUGUGGCUCAGUUUUAGUAAUCGCUAUUGGUAUUGUUGGACUCACAGUCUACACAAUUUCGGGAAUCCUGGAAUCCAAUCAUCAAUCCCAUUUGAAGGGUCUCACUCAUGAAACUCAAGAAUGUAGACCUCCGUCCGAAGUGCAACAAUCAAUGUUGAAACUCGGUGGUCGAUUUGGUGUAACACAUGUAUGCUGCCCAGCGAGUGUGGACAUGCCAAAUCAACCGGAAGCAUCUACAACUUGGAAUAUGACUUCAGAAAUGAAUAUAGCUCCUGGAGGUGAAGGAGGUGAAUGGUUAUUGGAAGGGACUGGGAGGAUGAGAACUUGUAGGUCUUUCAAUGAGGAGGAGUGGGAGAUGUUCUAUGUCGCCACGGGCUUGAAUAAGACCAUAGUGGAAGGGUCCGAGCGACCAGAGUGGUUGAGGGGUCAAACCUGUUGUGAGCAAGCUCUUUACCGACACUGUGUCAGAUUCUGUAACAUGAUGAGUAUGCAAGUGUUUGAGACGGCUUUUGGAAAUGUGACAGGUCCCGGUCAAUUUGUUUACAUGGACCAGGUCCACUGGUAA
Molecule: messenger RNA, 852 nt
Organism: Tremella mesenterica DSM 1558
Lineage: Eukaryota; Fungi; Basidiomycota; Tremellomycetes; Tremellales; Tremellaceae
Exons: 3
Coding region: 1-852 (283 amino acids)
Source: RefSeq, a predicted model, not a curated record